UCCUCCUCCUCCCCUUCCUCUUCAUCCCGCGUCGCUCCGCUACACCCGCGUUAAUCCUCCUCCUCCCCUAGAGAACUCGGACUACCUCCCACCACCGUACACUCCGUACACUCCGUACUUCGAUUCCGCUUACCGUACGUACACGAAACGCUGUAUUCAUGCGUCUCCAAUAUCUGCAUACCUGAUGCAUUUGUGUGAUUUAUUUAUAUGCAUUUAUGUUCCACAUGUAUUCAUGUGCGAAGUACUCUCUUGUACGAGUUGUGCUAUGCAUGACGUUUGCUCGCGGAACUCUCUCGCGCGUACAAACGAGCGACGCUCUCUUUUACACGCUCUUUUAUUAUAAGCUCCGCGGAACACGACGUCUGGUAUCGCUAUUCGCGAUAUCGAACGCAACGAAGAAAUCCUCGAAAGUCCUCGAAAACUAGCCGAAAUUAAUGUACCGAAAAUCCCGAAAACACGAGACCACAAUCUUCUCGAAUUAUCAGAUCUCAUUUCGCUGCUGUGAUGAUAAUGGCGAUACUAAUGCAUCGAAACCCCAAUGAUGAUGAUGAUGAUGAUGAUGCGAUCUAUCGGUGCGAGUACCCACUCAGAUACUUUCCAGAUCCAAAAGAUUGCUUGUAUACCUAUAGGUGCGUGGGCGCAUACCUUGGCUCACGAGGGGAUCCGAAAGCUCGAUGAAUAAUUCUUCGGGAGUAAGAUUGCACCCAUCGCUCCUCGUUUAGGGGGCGAUGUGUGAACCGGAUGGAAAAAAGAAAUUCUGCGUGUUGUCAGACGUUCGCGAGACGAGAAAACCAACCCUUGAUGAAAACCCGAUUAUACGCAAACGUAUUAUAGACCGAGAAACAAAAAUCUACAACGAAAACUCGAACGUGUCUCGAAUGUUAGAACCCUACCUCGAAUCGCGAUUGCUACUGUAAUUACGGAUUGACAAGACGCGGUGAAUGUUGAAAAAAAUGACGUACGUACUUCUUCGGAAGAGAUACCUCUGAUGCGGCGGCUGUCGAUGGGAUCCUGAAUCGGAAUAUAGAUAAAAUAACGUUAACGACGAAAAAUAUUUGAGUUGCAUUAACGCCCUGCAGCGUGUAUUUAAGUCACACGUAUAUAUGAGACAAGGAAGUGCAUUAGCCGGUGAAGUAAUUUGCCUCGUCGUUCAGAUAAUUUUUAACGGUCGCCCGUACGUUUCCACUUGAGUAAUCAACAACGCAGUUUAUAACAGCGCCGGUAUUAUAGUAAAAUUGUAAAAGCAACAGCUCGGCGUACGAACGCGGUAAUUUUACUCGAUUUCAUGUGGUUUUUUCCCCCUUCGACGAAAAAUGAACGUGGCUAAUUGACGCGUUGUGCGGGACGACGUACGAGUGGAACUCGUCGAAAACGAUCGUUCGUUCGUUAUUCGUAAGCCGCCGCCGCCGUAUGCGUGCAAAAGACGCGACGCGAGACUACGCGUAACGACGAAUCACGCCCACCGAUAUUUUCCACGGAUUUGUGGCGCUUAAUCCACCGCGAAAUUGGAGUCAGCGUUAACAGGUGUCCAGUUCAUCCUUGAUCCUGGAACAGGGCCGAAUUUCCCACCUGAUUAAUUUAUUACAACCUCGCUCGCCGCGGUGCUACCGAAUUUAUACCGCCGUUACAAACGCGCGUACCCCAACGAUCGUCGGACGUCUCUGUCUCUCUAAUUAGUAAUUAUUAAUAGUUAAUGCGGACGCGACGAGCUAGUUCAUAAUGUAAUAAUCUCGGGUCGCGCGGCAGGUAGCAGCAGGUAAUUAUUAACGCUAAUUCGCUCUUGUUUGUUCGGAUUUUUUCGAUAAAUCCCGUCGGUCGUUCCCACGCGCGCAACGGGCGCGGAUAAAGAUACGGUAGGUGAACGGCGCGGAUGUUGGGAUAUUGAUAAGCGCGAGGUGGGAAACAUUUUUUCUCUCGUUUUUCGACGCACGGAACUUUUCACCCCUUUUUUCGUACGGAAACGUGCGCGUGGCGAAUCGGGCUCGGGUUAUAUUGACGCGAUUGCGAAACGACACACGUGCGCCGCCGAUUAUUUCGAAAUUCCGGAUCGUCGCGACGCGACAUAGGUAGCGGAGUGAAAAAUCUCGAACGACGAAUCAUCGUCUCGCUCUGUCGGUGUUCGACGUGUUAAUUUCACGUAUGGCCCGCGCUAGACUCGUUGGCUAUUGUAAACAUGCAAUCCGUUUUUGUAGCGUGUAUUAUAUAUGUAUAUGGUACAUAAGGACAGUUAGCAACAGUGACGUACGAGAGGACCAGCUACGCAGGGAUUGGUCGCCAAUAGCUGCUAUCUUAUCUGCAAUGUCAACACGCUUGUCGCGAGGCUUAAACUCGUACUUUCAUAUAACAGCAUCGCCAGCAUCAGCUCUCGCUCUCUCGUACUUCACUAAACUUCAUUUCGAACGCUUUACUUUACGCGGUUGAGCUCGGGCGUCUGAAAUAAUCGCGAAUCGAUCGAAGAAGCGUACAGCGAUCCGGGAAAAGCUGAUCGUCUGCCCCUGUCGAGAAUACGUCUCUGUCGUCGAAUCGCGACGAUUCGUCAAUAGGCGAUUGAAAAUUGGCAAUUAUCGAGAAAAAAUCCUUUGGAUCGGAGUCGGUCGUAUCGCGAGGCACGGUCGAACCAGCGGUUUGCUCACUCGAUAUGCUCAUUACAACCGCAAACUAUGGCAACCACGAACUCCCCGGCGACCUGAAAACUGGUUAUAACUUAUAACUUGGCAACGUAUAGAUUCACGACACCACAAAGUCAGCUAGUACCACAGGCAACGGCAGCGACACCAGCAGCUUCGUGUAAUAGUACAAUUUACCGAAUAAACUCAACUUUGGUACGAUACAAGGGUACCCUUUCGGUAUCUGAUCUAUAGACACGGGUAUCUACAUCGGUCCUAAAUAAACGACUCCGCGCGGAGCUCGCCCGAAAAUAUUUGCCUUCGUUUUCCCAACGAGAUGAUUGGAGUCGGUGAAAAUUUUCUCUAUCCUCCGGACCCUCCGCGAUACAGACAUUGGAUUGCGGAGUUUGAAUCGAUCUCCGACUCUUCCUUCGACCGGAGAGAAAAAAAAAAAAAAAAAAAUUGUCAAGAAAAGUCGCGAUUAUCGCAUCGUCACGUCGAUCUCGUCGUUCUUAUCUCGGAACGAUGACGUCUGAGUAAACGUACGUCUGGUGUACGUGCGUACGAAUCGUCUUUCAAAAUAAAUUGUGUAAGUACAGAUUCCGUUCGUUCGACGGUACAGGGAAAAUCGAUCCGUCGUCGCUCAGCGUUCGCGAGACGAUAAAGGAGCUACUGCGAUAUCGACAUCUCUAGGUGAAACGUACUUUAUUUUUUUUUCAUCACCCUCUAGAUUCGGCGGAAAGUUUUAUCGUAAAAAAGUACAAAAGCUCUCCCGGUGAUGAGCUUAUCGGCGGUUUGCCGUCGAGAAAAAAAUCCCGAACACUCCGUAAAAGAGGAAGCUACGUUAUUACCAACUGCCGGAUGAUGCAAGAGCCAAGAAUUUCCGCUUCUCUUCGGCCACCGCGUAAAAGCUUUCGAGCUCGAAAGCUCGGACGGACCGUAACGGCGCAGAACGACGUAACCAGCUGUGGCGCUUUGGAAACGCACCGCGCGACGAACGAAUAUAUACGUAUGUACAUAUAUACAUACAUUUUCACCGAUCGUCGCCUGCUUAUUGCGCUUGUAAAACAGGAUGCAAAUGUAUAUAUAUGCAAUAUUUCGGCGCCUCGGCCGGCUCACGGUUGCAACCUGGUAUAAACAAUGGUAUCAUUACACACUUGUUACAUGUACGAUCGUAAUGAUCCGUGACGUCAAAUAUACUAAGCGGCAUCGCUGCGUGAAUCAGGCUGCUCAAAUUGUCGAGGAUAGAUUGAAUGAUAGCGACACGCUAAGUUGGCCGACAACCACUUCAACGUAAAUAAGAUGGUACCCAUUCAAUGCUGGUGUUACACAAGGUGGUACAUUUACAUACGCAAUUUUUAUAACGCCAUCGCCGUACGUGUCCGCGUCACAAUUUUUUUUUUUUCACGUGCCAACGCUGUUCAAAAAAAAAGAAAAAAAAAACAAAUCAAUCGCAUCUUUUCGUCGCUUCAAUUCCCAAUUCGAACUCGGAUACGAUUCGGCGAUUCGUAAUUCGGCUCGAUAUUAAUUUUUCUACUGUACCACGAUGUUCGUGCGAUCGGAAUUAAUUGGACUAUCGUCGUGACCUCUGCAAUAUUAAUUGGCGCGAAGCGAGUUCCGAGAGAGAAUACAUAUUAUCAAUGCCCUAAUUAAUAUCCUCGGUUCGAUUUGACAAAGGUAAAGACCGUUUAAUAAUACCGUUUGAUCGUUCGCAAAUAAUUGCAGUACCGCGUCAACGGAGGGGAAAAUAUCAGCGCCGAAAUUUUCAGCGGUGCGAAGUUCGCCUUCGCUUUGUAGGGCGCGCGUCAGGGUGGUUUCAGUGCGACGAAAGGGUGAAUCGAGAAAUGUGGCUACCGCCGGCGUUUCCACGGUCCGAUUUGAGGGCCCUGAAAUAUAUCCUCUACUUUCUGAGCUUCGCCGGGCUCUUCGCCUUGUCGCCGGAAGGGCGCACUUCAAAAAUUUACAACUUAUUUUACAACGGCUACUUUAUAUCGGUGAUGUCCUGCGUCGGACUGGUGACGGUACUCACGGCCUUCGAUUUAUACGAUCACCUGAACGACGUUGACGUACUCGCCGAUCACGGCGUCAUAUUCACCGCCCUCGUUCUGAUAAUGAUCAAGCAAAUUACCGUCGUACGGAACGGACGCAGAAUCGAAUACUGGGUAGGGGUUGUACAACGACGUUUUCGAGAAGGCGGUGAUCCGGAAAGAGCCCGCCUCGCGAAAAAUGACAAAGAGACUUUUUUCUACAUAAAAAUGUUCUCCUAUUUUUGGUUCCUCAUAACGGUUUCGUAUCUCUUGCCACUGUAUUUCGAAGAGCCGGACGAAUUUCACCUACCGACCGUUAGCUCGCGGUUAUUUGGGGUGGAUACCGUCGCCGAGUACGCGUUGGUUUAUACGUGGAAUACAGUCGCCCUGUCGUUAGCGGUAUUGGGGGUGUUCGCGAUCGACUUGUUCAUUGUAGGAAUGUACGUCGAAGCUGCCAGCAGAUUGGAAUCCAUCGGUGACGCGUUUGAGAAAAUUGCUGACUUGGAAAAUGAACAAUUUGGAAACGAAGAUACUCCCGAGCGUGUCGACGAUUUUUCGACGAGGACGACGAAUUUCUCAUCUAUUCGCCGACGCGUCGCAAAAUCCGUCGCCGAACACAACGAGAUCAUCAAGUUUGUCAUUUUAUUUUUUAAUCCCUGCAUCGCUGGUUCCCGCGACUAUUUUUCCGUGAUUCUCAGGUUCAUCGAGGAACUCAACGAUGUUUUUUACUGGACACUGCUGUUCCAAUCCGUGUUCGUUGGUGUAAUCGUCGCCGGUUGUGGAUUUUACGGGUUUGUCAGUUUUUUGCAUGGGAAUACAUCCAGCUUCUUCAGAUCGAUGAUGUACAUAUCAGGUGCGAUAUGCGAAACUUGGCUAUGCUGCACCUUUGGGGAUCGUAUAAAAUGCUCGAGCGCCAAUGUUGCCACAGCGAUGUGGAAUUCCCAUUGGUACACACUAGCCGUUGAAGACCAACGUUCUGUUUUGCUAAUUAUGCAAGCGUCCAAAAAUCCCCUCCACAUGGCGGCUGGAAAACUGUUUCGCAUGGAUCUAGAGAGGCUGGGAUUUGUACUCUCUUCCGCCUACUCUUAUUUCACGGUGUUGCGAAAUAUUUAUAAAUAAUUAUGCCCCGUGAAAUUAAUGAUCGUCAAGCUCGGAAUAUCAAAAUAUGAAGACAACUCGUACAGCAACGUUAAUCUGGUUGCAUAUCAGCUGGAAAAAAAUACGAACAGCAAAUUGCAAUUUCAACAGGCGCUCCUUUUUUUCGGAACAAAUACCCCCGAGUUGACAUUGCUAAUAGGACUCGGGGCCCUCCAUAAGACGAGAAAACUUCCGUAGGAAAGAUAAACUACGGGUAUAAACGCUUCAGUGCUCCGAGUGUGUUCUAAUUUUCUCGUUCACAAACUAGAAAGCUUCUGCCAAUACCGAAUCGCCCUAUUUUCUACCACCCAUGGACGUGCAGAUUAGUUUGCCAAUAUCCAACCCACCGAUUUUUCUCUUUUCUCUCUCCUUUUAUCCUUGUUAUUCUCGUUCUCCAGUUUUUCCCUUUCCUCCGCCUAUAUUUUUUUCUUCACCGGGUAUAAGUAUGAAAAUGCUCCGAUACCUACCGCUGACAUUUAUCUAACGCAUAUCCAAUUUCACUGCGAGAUUUUCUAUAUACGUAUGAAAAAAUGAUCGAUUACUGCUAGUGGUAUAU
This is a messenger RNA of Athalia rosae (coleseed sawfly), 6326 nucleotides long. Its product is annotated as odorant receptor 49b-like. Gene Ontology annotation, cellular component: plasma membrane. Gene Ontology annotation, biological process: detection of chemical stimulus involved in sensory perception of smell; sensory perception of smell. The transcript has 5 exons. The coding region runs from base 4451 to 5752 and encodes 433 amino acids. Gene Ontology annotation, molecular function: olfactory receptor activity; odorant binding. NCBI's taxonomy places the organism in Eukaryota, Metazoa, Arthropoda, Insecta, Hymenoptera, Athaliidae. The record is from RefSeq and is a predicted model, not a curated record.